Messenger RNA from Bufo bufo (common toad), 929 nucleotides. RefSeq names its product PDZ domain containing 11 (gene PDZD11). Gene Ontology annotation, biological process: neurotransmitter secretion; maintenance of epithelial cell apical/basal polarity; protein localization to basolateral plasma membrane. Gene Ontology annotation, cellular component: basolateral plasma membrane; cell-cell junction; synapse. The transcript is spliced from 7 exons. Gene Ontology annotation, molecular function: protein binding. NCBI's taxonomy places the organism in Eukaryota, Metazoa, Chordata, Amphibia, Anura, Bufonidae. The coding region runs from base 166 to 594 and encodes 142 amino acids. The record is from RefSeq and is a predicted model, not a curated record.
CCUCGUUGAGGCCUCGGAAUCCUGGAGGCGGAACCUUCAGCAAGGUGAUUCCGGAAACCGAAAAGAUGCCGGAGCGCCCAAGGAUGAGCCAGUGUGACAACCGGAAGCAGGAAGAGAGCUGAACGUUCUGGAUUACGGGUGUUAUUGCUUUGCCCCAGAACGGGGAUGGAGGGGCGCACAGCAUACGAGGAGUACCCCUACCCUGUAGUCUUCUUGCCCCCCUACGAGAACCCCCCGGCAUGGAUCCCCCUCCAGGAGCGCAUCUACAACUCAGAUUACAACAAUGAGCUGACUCAUUUUCUACCUCGCUCCAUCCUCCUGAAGAAGCCACCAGGAGCACAGCUUGGGUUUAACAUCAGAGGUGGAAAAGCAUCCCAGCUUGGUAUCUUCAUUUCAAAGGUCAUCCCGGACUCAGAUGCUCAUCGCGCUGGCCUACAGGAAGGAGACCAGGUGCUUACUGUUAACAAUGUGGACUUCCAGGAUAUUGAACACAGCAAGGCAGUGGAAAUCUUGAAAAGUGCCAGGGAAAUCUAUAUGCAAGUCCGGUACUUUCCAUACAAUUACCAGAGACAGAAAGAACGAACUGUCCACUAGCAUCUGAUCGUCCUCAUUCUGCAGGAGUGCUAGGGAGAAGCAUUUAACACCAGAUUCCCCCCCCACUGUGCCCGCCGGGGCUGCCUCACUAGGCCCAUGCUUUUAUUUUUUAUCUAAUGCUGUUUAACACUAUAUUUGAUGAGAUACAACUGAAACGGACACUACAACCUACUAGUAAAGCAUGAGGGAGGCCAUCUACACUGGCACUUUGUAAAUGGUUUGAUGUCUGAAGUGUAUUUUUCUACCCAUCAGUUUGGAUUAUAAGUAACGUCUUGCUACAAUGUUAUGUUAUUAAUGUCCUGCCAGAAUAAAGUAUUUUACCACCAUUCACAACA